AUUGCUUUAUGGACAUAUUGAUCGGGUUUGACAUUUCCACUCACGUGCCGGGUCAGCUGUUGUUCCAUGGCCACCCCCAGCUGAAAUCAUACCUCCCAGGCAUCCUAGAGGACAUCACCUCCAUCAGGGGCGUGAGCUGUGGGGCAGGUGCAGAAAUGCAGGUGAGCGUGGCCUUUAAGGUGAACAAUGACCAAGAAUUCCCUGCCACAUUCCAGAUCUACCAGGAAACAAUAUUUAAGAGCCUGCUGCAAGUCACUGUCAAGGGGUCAACUCAUCUGAAUGCACAGUUCUUGCAGUCGCUGUGGGACACAUUUGAGGAUAAAUCUGCAUCCCAAGGACAGGUGCUACUCAUCUUUUCAGAUGGCGUUGGGGAGGAAAGCAUCACAAUGCUUGAAAAUCAGUCGGACAGGCUCAGAGAA
Messenger RNA from Hipposideros armiger (great roundleaf bat), 419 nucleotides. RefSeq names its product collagen alpha-5(VI) chain-like. The annotation marks the transcript as partial. The record is from RefSeq and is a predicted model, not a curated record. The transcript is spliced from 2 exons. Lineage: Eukaryota; Metazoa; Chordata; Mammalia; Chiroptera; Hipposideridae.